Molecule: messenger RNA, 1831 nt
Organism: Ipomoea nil (Japanese morning glory)
Lineage: Eukaryota; Viridiplantae; Streptophyta; Magnoliopsida; Solanales; Convolvulaceae
Product: flavin-containing monooxygenase FMO GS-OX-like 9
Exons: 7
Coding region: 340-1749 (469 amino acids)
Molecular function (GO): N,N-dimethylaniline monooxygenase activity; NADP binding; flavin adenine dinucleotide binding
Source: RefSeq, a predicted model, not a curated record
ACCAGAUGGUUGAAUUUGCUUAACCACUCUCAAUACAUAAGAAAUCUGGCAUAUAUUAAACACGCCAUCAUUCUUAGCAUAUAUUAACCAAUAUAUAUAUAAUAUAAUAUAAUAUUAAAAAAAAAAACACUGAUAUCUAGGUAGUGCAUUGAAAGUAACCUACAAUCUGUGCUUAUUAUAUAACUAAGGUACUCUUUCUUUCCAUCUAACCAGGCCAGUUGCAUUGUGCUAUAAAACCCCCUCAACUCUCCCACCAUUUUUCACUCCAUCAUCAUCAAUAUAUAUAAGCAAGUUUUACAAAUAUCAUCAGUUUGAAAUAUACAAAUAAAUUAGCUAGCCAUGGUUUAUGAGAGAUCAAAUGUGUCAAAGAAUGUAUGUGUUGUCGGUGGCGGCCCCUCAGGGCUGGUGGCAGCAAGGGAGCUAAGGAAGGAAGGGCACAAGGUGGUGGUUUUCGAGCAAAACCAUGAUGUUGGAGGGCAAUGGCUAUAUGAUGCCCAAGUUGAAGGGGAGGAUCCCUUGGGAAGGGCUGAAGAUUUCUUGAAGGUUCACAGUAGCAUUUAUGAAUCAUUGAGGCUUAUAUCUCCAAGAGAGAUUAUGGGUUUCUCUGACUUCCCUUUUGUAACCAAGAAAGGAAGGGACCAAAGGAGAUUCCCAGGCCAUGAGGAACUGCUAUCGUAUUUGCGCGAUUUUUGUGAGUUUUUUGGGUUGAGAGAGAUGAUAAGGUUCAAUACAAGGGUGGAGUAUGUUGGGAUGAUGGUGAAUGAUGAUGAGGAGGUUGCAGGGAGUAAUGUGAGAUGGGUUGUGAAAAGCAAAGAGAAGAAUAAGGUGGUGGAACAACAAGUGUUUGAUGCUGUGGUGGUGGCCUCUGGUCAUUAUUCUCAUCCCAGAUUGCCUCAGAUCAAAGGUAUGAAUGCAUGGAGGAGAAAGCAGAUGCAUAGCCAUAUUUACAGAGUUCCGGAGCCGUUCCGCAAUGAGGUGGUUGUGGUAGUUGGGAACUCACUGAGUGGACAGGAUAUUUCCAUGGAGCUUGUAAAUGUAGCAAAGGAGAUUCAUUUAAGUUGCAAGCAUCCUAACAAUAUUUCUCAAGGCUUAUCAAAAGUCAUCUCCAAGCAUGCUAAUUUACACAUUCAGCAUCAGAUAGAGUCACUGCAAGAAGAUGGAAGGGUUUUGUUUGUGGAUGGAAGCUCCAUCAUUGCAGAUACUAUCUUAUAUUGUACCGGUUACUCUUACUCCUUCCCAUUUCUUGACACCAAAGGAAUGGUUGUAGUGGAUGAUGACAGGGUGGGGCCCCUCUAUGAGCACACAUUUCCUCCUUCACUAGCUCCUUCUCUCUCCUUCAUAGGCAUUCCAAGAAAGCUGAUAGGGUUCCCUUUCUUCGAGUCCCAAGCAAUAUGGAUAGCGCAGCUGCUGUCUGGAAAAAGAACACUGCCAUCAUGGGAUGAUAUGAUGCAGUCCAUCAAGGAGUUUUAUCAGUCUAGAGAUCUUGCUGGCAUUCAUAAGCAUAAUACCCAUGACCUUGCAGAUUUUGAUUAUUGUGAUAAAUAUGCAGAUUACAUUGGAUUCCCACAUCUAGAAGAAUGGCGCAAGGAGCUCUGCUUAUCAGCUCUCAGAAAUGCUGAUAUCAAUUUGGAGACAUAUAGGGAUGCAUAUGAUGAUCAAGAUCAAGAAAUGCUCCAACUAGCUUAUCAGAGCCCUCACUUCACUCAGCUCCAAUCACAUGCUUUUCGAUGUUCCAAUGAGACCAUGUGAACUAAGAUGGAUGCACACAAAUUAUUUCAGGCCGGAUAAAUUAUAUUGUGUGCAUGUACAAGUUCGCACAAUCUUACGAGGG